Molecule: messenger RNA, 989 nt
Organism: Paecilomyces variotii
Lineage: Eukaryota; Fungi; Ascomycota; Eurotiomycetes; Eurotiales; Thermoascaceae
Product: putative cell cycle control protein Cwf14/Bud31
Exons: 3
Coding region: 149-595 (148 amino acids)
Biological process (GO): mRNA splicing, via spliceosome
Cellular component (GO): spliceosomal complex; nucleus
Source: RefSeq, a predicted model, not a curated record
CGGGAAGGAAAGACGAUGAUCCAGUUCAUUGCGCGCUUGUGAGGACGCAUACUGAUUUACUUUCAAGAGAAACUCUUCUUCUUCUCGUCGCUUUUCCUUGCUUCUGAAAAAAAAUAGAAGAGAGAAGAGAGAAAUCUCUCUUGCCAAUAUGCCGCCGAUACGCACCUCCCGCAAUCGCAAACCCCCGCCAGAGGGCUUUGACGAUAUCGAAGAUACCCUGCUGGAAUUCAGCAACAAGAUGAAAGACGCGGAAAACGCGCCCCAUGAAGGCAAGAAGAAGCAUGAGGUCCUUUGGCCGAUUUUCCAGAUUAGCCAUCAACGCUCUAGAUACAUUUACGAUCUUUAUUACGAAAAGCAAGCCAUCUCGAAACAAUUAUAUGACUGGCUAUUGAAGAACAACUACGCUGAUGCGAACUUGAUCGCCAAGUGGAAGAAGCAGGGUUAUGAGAAGCUCUGCUGUCUACGAUGUAUCCAAACGAAAGAAACAAACUUCAACGCGACGUGUAUUUGCCGAGUACCGAAAGCCCAGCUCAAAGAGAACCAGACUGUCCAGUGCGUAAGCUGUGGUUGUCGGGGCUGUUCGAGCAGUGAUUAGUCACUACCCAAGGGUAACUAGCUAUGAAACGGGCAGCAAUAAUCAUAUCGAUGCAUCUUCGUUCCAAAUGGAUAACAUGUCUUUGGGAGAUUUCUACGCAUCACAUGGCUGCCAUGCAUAUGCUGGGGAACAUGUGGUGGUUUUGUUAUGUUCUACAUGGUCCUUCAGCCAAGGCGUUUUGGGUACCGGUUGGUUUUACUGCUUUAUGUGAGCAGGCAAGUCGUGGCAGCUGUGCUCUCUCCUCGUUCUGUCCUGUGUGAUGUGUGUACUCGUCCGCGGAUCUAUUCAUUAUCCUAAAAGUGUGAAAUGAUACCCUUUUUAAUUCAGGUGUUUCUCUUUACCAUCGAAGAAUCGUAAUAAGUACCCUGCUUACUGCAAAGAGGGCUGUGGCUAG